Molecule: messenger RNA, 2685 nt
Organism: Leishmania braziliensis MHOM/BR/75/M2904
Lineage: Eukaryota; Euglenozoa; Kinetoplastea; Trypanosomatida; Trypanosomatidae
Exons: 1
Coding region: 1-2685 (894 amino acids)
Cellular component (GO): membrane; Golgi medial cisterna; Golgi trans cisterna
Source: RefSeq, a predicted model, not a curated record
AUGGGGUUGUCGAGCUCGACAUUGGAGAUGGCAAAGCUUGCCCGAGUGCUUCUCUCCGCAGAUGCUGCCUCACCCGAGUCCCUGACACAGAUUCUUACCACGACCAUGACAGAGGAGGAAACGGCCCAGGUCUUUCCAGUGGAGCAAGUUCGCCAGCUGAGGCACCUCUACACGCGCAACUUCGCAGCCUUGCUCUACCGUUGCAUUGGUGCCAUUUCGGCGGUGGCCGUGAAGCGGGACGAGGUCAACACGAGCACCAGCUCCCCCAGCGCACUUCUCACGACGGAGGUGAUGACGCAGUACCACUCCGCGCUGCGCAUUCUGCGCUGCGUCCUUCCAAUAGCACUCGAAAGCGGGACGACACCGCUCAACGAGGCGGUGGAUGUGCGUCCAAACGGCCAUAAUCCGGCGGCGCCGCCAGACGUGACCCGCUCACGGACGGCGGCCACAGCGCACUUCCAGCAGCUCUUCUUUGUUGAAGGGAAGACAUGCGAUGAUGCAAAUCCGGAGGAGACGUUUCCACUGCUGCCCCAACAGGACGUGCAUCUCUCCCCAAUGCAGCCGUACGCCAAGCCACUUCCUCUGGGGUCAUUUAUGAUGUGGUCAUUGGUUGAGUGCUGCUUUGUGCGUGGUCUGACCUUGCCGGAGCUUCCUGUGCUACCCACGGAGGCCAGGAUCAGCAUCACGCAUGCAGAGGUAGACACAGGACUAAUGUGGUGCCCAGGGCUUGCCUCCGAAGAUCCUAUUCAGGCCUUUACCAUGAAGACGAGCAUGCCGAAUUUUACCUGGGCGAUGCCACGACUGCCUCGACUUCGGAAAGCGCUCCUCGAAGUCCUGUUUGUGGCACUGUCCUCGCCGGUUUACCACGAAGCUGGUUUCCGAGACACUAUCUUCCUAGAUCCGCUUCUGUCCACCUUGACGGUGCCGUUGAUGCCCACUCUCUCCAUCUCAAUGCUCAACGCUAUUCUUCAGUUUGUCCCGUAUGGAUAUCUACCCUACACAAGCCAUCUGGGCGUCGAGGAAAAGGAACUGGUUGUGGCGAGCGCUCGACUGCUCAACACUACCUUGUGCUACAUCGGUGUCCCACUGGAUUCUGUACCUCUGUCUGAGAGGCAGCACUCCGCUGCAGACGACGCCGUUCCAUCACUGGAUCAGCAGGUUUCCAAGGCGAGUGAUGCACACGCCAGCGAGCAGGUGAACUCUACGGCGGCAGACGGAUCCGAGAUGGGCACUGUUGACCACCCGGAUGGAGGUCAUCCCAGCUGUACUUCAGAGGCGUCGUCACCACCUACCUCGGGCCACGACGGUGCUCGCUGUGACGCCUUUGUAUUGAACACAUCACACUCGCGGUCUGGCGGCAGCGGGCCUUCCACGCCGCCGGUGUCGCAUGUCGGACCUCCGCGCUUCGUGCACAGUGUGCGCAAGGCGCUUCGGGAUAUCACUCUGACCGAGGCAAAGGCACUCGUGCAGCGCAUGCAAGUCAUCCUCGGUGUGAAUGUGUACUCCCGUCAGACGUACCUGCCUAUCUCGCAAGACUGGUUUACCUCCUUGGAUGACUUCAUGAUGCUGCUUUGGAAGAUACUCGACUUAUCACCGGCGUGUCUGGCGCAGUUUGGCACAAGCGCCUACGCCUUAGACUACGUCAUUCCUAUACUCGAUUACGCCCUCGCUGUGCGUCGCAGCCCCCAUUACACGUACCAGUUCCAGCUGAUGCUUUUCGUGCUGACUCGCCUCUCAGAAGUGCGGGGAUUCGUGUUGCAGUGUAACCAAGUGUGUAGGGCAACCCUGCCCUUUCGCUUUCCGAAGAUGUCUCCGACGCGCACGUACAAUGGGCUCAUCGUGCUUGCCCUGUGUCUCGUAAUGGAGAUGAAAGAUCUGCAGGCGCUCGUUCCGCUCUUCCCUUCGUGCACUGUGGUCCUGAUGAACAUGGCACCGUUCAUUACCUCUCUCGGGCGAGAGCCCUCCAUAAAACUGGUUUCCGUCUUUGCCCAAGUAACCUACCGCUGUUUGCGCAGCACCUUACCAAAUUCGUCUGGCAGCAGCCCAACAGGGGAUGCUGCAGGCAGAGUACCUCUUUCUGCGGGGAUGUCGAACAACCUUGUGCACCAAUGCCAAAUGGUGAAUCUCUGCGAGGCCAUUGCAAGUCUGCUGCAGUACCAAGCGAACGGCUCCCUGUACCUGAUUGCUUCCCUUGUGGAUCACCGCGCAGUGGUUCGAGAGGCGAAGGACGCCUACGUGGUACAGCGCACCAAGGAACUCACAAUGAAGGUGCCUUUUCCGUUCCUCAUCAACACUCUCGACGCCGCUGUGGCGGUGGCCCUUCCAGUGCUGGAGAGCACUGUUGCACUGAGGAAUGUCACCAAGUACUACGUAGACACAGCACCUGAGUCAACUGUGAACAACGCAACUGCUGCGGUGGGGGUUACGAGGACGUUUACACAUCAGAUGGGGAUGGGCGAGCCGGGUGCUGGUCUGGCUGCCAGCGACGAGGCUGUCGAUCGACUGCGGUCGGUGACGUUGGUGGGCGUGCUCCCCACCCCCCACAGCAUCGUUGUUCGAAAAUUUCAGUCCACUGAGAGCGUCGAGCAGUGGACAGCGACGACAUUCUGGACAAGUGCGUUCAUGCACUCCUAUCCUGGGCUGCUGGGAGAUCGGGACUCGGUUAAGCUGGUGCAAUUUCUGUGA